Rodentolepis nana is the source of this 441-nucleotide messenger RNA. The record is from the annotation of a GenBank genome assembly. NCBI's taxonomy places the organism in Eukaryota, Metazoa, Platyhelminthes, Cestoda, Cyclophyllidea, Hymenolepididae.
AUGCAGGUCAUUCCAGAUUCAGUGGAUCUUGAGAGGGAAAUAGGCGAACUGCGUGACUUAUCUGAACGACAAGCGGAGCAUAUUAAAUCGCUUGAGGAAACACGGAAUAACACUUUGUCUGCAAAGGACAAGGCUCUUGAUGAGGCAAACGCGAUGAUAACUCAGCUUCAAGCACAGAUUGACAACUUACAUAAAGAUGCAGAUUCAGAUGUUAAAGACCUCAAGCGGCAGCUGUCUGAACUUAGAAGCCUGUCAGAGCGUCAGGCUCAGCAUAUUGUUACCAUGGAUGCCACUCAAAAUGACCAAAUCACUGAAAAGGAGAAAGAAUUGAACGAAGCCAAAUUAAAGGCUAGUUUUUUCUUCAUUUCAUCUAUUGUGGAAUUAGAGGGUCAAUUAGAACGACUUGGUCAAAAUUUCAACAUCGAAUCAAAAGUUACCUAA